Astyanax mexicanus (Mexican tetra) is the source of this 1625-nucleotide messenger RNA. Its product is annotated as T-cell ecto-ADP-ribosyltransferase 1. The transcript is spliced from 4 exons. Gene Ontology annotation, molecular function: NAD+-protein-arginine ADP-ribosyltransferase activity; NAD+ poly-ADP-ribosyltransferase activity. Lineage: Eukaryota; Metazoa; Chordata; Actinopteri; Characiformes; Acestrorhamphidae. The coding region runs from base 472 to 1371 and encodes 299 amino acids. The record is from RefSeq and is a predicted model, not a curated record.
UGCACAAGGUAAUAUAUCAUUCUGUUCUCGUUCUGUUCUAUUUCCUAUCAUCUCUUGUUGUAAUCUAAAGAACAGUACAUGUUGUGAUUGACUGAGUCUGUGAUCAGUUAUGAUACUCUGAAUGUUGAAAUCUGAAAUGUUUAUUUAGGUGGUUUUAGUUUGAGCCACUGGAGGAGCAUCUGCUGUUUGUGGUACUGUGAGGUUCUCAGGGUCUGAUGGGACGUGUCAACAAGCUCUAAUAUUUAAUACAGGCCUCCAUAAAUCAUCAUAGCUUCUCCUGCAGUGUAGCAGAGCGAGGGGGGAGGCGGUGUUCCCACCCCUGUGUAGGUCAGAGCCAACUGCAGACUGGAGAACAGCCCAGAGCUUUAAACUGGGGAACCAGGCCCGGCAUGUUGUUCUGUCUCUGGACUCGGACGUGCUGCUGAGCUGAGCUGAGCUGAGCUAAUAGAGAGGCGGGUCCUGUGGGCAGAUAUGAUGGGAGGUUUGAGUAUGAGGCUGUUUCUGCUGAUGCUCCUCCCUCUGCUCCUCCUCACUGUCAGAGCGGAGCAGAAAACUCUGGACAUGUCUGCUAACGCUGUGGACGACGUCUUCUCAGGGUGUCGGGACAGGAUGCUGAGGGCUGUAACAGAACCAGGCGGGGUUCUGGAGAGGGAGAUCCGGGUUAGAGGGGAUUUCUCGGAGAUGUGGAGGGUUUCUGGAAGAACCUGUGAGAAGCAGAUUCACGGCGGGACUCAGCAUCACCUGUCUGCUCUGCACUCGUACGGGAACUCUGGAGUUAACUUCAGAAAGAAGUUCAACAGAAUGGUCCAGACCAAUGGCACCAACGCCACGACGUACUCGCAGUUUCCCUACAAAUCUCUCCACUUCCUGCUGACGGACGCCAUGCGGCUCCUGAACGACAGGAACGCCUCCUGCCGCCACGUCUACUUCGGCACCAACCUUCGAUAUUCAGCACAAACUGGGAAGGAGAUCCGCUUUGGGAGGUUCCUCCAUCCCAGAACCCAGAAGAGCUCUGAAAUAGAAGCAGCCGGGUCAGGUGAAGGUGAAGGAACGCUGUUUGACAUCACUUCCUGUUCGGUGGUGAACGUGGAGGACUACACAUGUUUUUCUGAUGAGGUAGAGCAGCUCAUAUCCCCGACUGAGGUCUUUACAGUGGAGAACGUCCAGCCUGUUAAAAGUGACGAUGGGGACUACAGAACUAUCACUUUAUCACAUUCACGCUUUCUCAGCAAUCACGACUGCUACCUGUUCCACAGUUCUGAUUCUUCUCCUGAUGGAUCCUCUGCUCCGUCGCUGACGCCCUGGAUCCUGGUUCUCCUGGGUCCCCUCCUUCUGGCUGGUCUCCUGACAGAACCCCUGCUCCAGAUCUGACUUAGAAUAAGUCGGCUUCUUUUCCAAACUUUCUUCAGUGUUCCAUUAAAAGCUACUCUGCAGAUUAGAGGAGCUGGGUUAGUGUAUUCAGGGCAGGUUUAAUAUACGCCUGAUUCAAACUGAACUGAGGAAACAUAGGAGAAGUGAAAAUAACAGGGGUUAAUAGACUACAAAGUCUUAAAAAAAGGCUUUUAAUGCAUCUCUAAAUGUCUUAAAAUGUUACAGACAAUAAAUACCACUUUGUUUUUAUUUUA